ACUGAACAAGAUAUUUGUAAGUAGCAUUUUAUCCAUUCUGAGAACGGGGAAAAAAAAUGGCAACUAUCUUUGGAUCUCCACCAUUUCUCUCUCACCCACUUACAAGAACUCACCAUUUUGCUUCUUCAUCUCCAACUCCGCCUCCAAAUCCAUCAUCACAACCACAAACUCCAAUUCCAUCUUCACAAUUACGCACAAGCUCAUCUGACCAACUGACACCACCACUUACUGUUAAUAAGCAACAGAAGCCUGCAAAGCCUGCCACUGUUGAAACUACAGACUGGAUAGCUUCAACCUUAACCAGGAGGUUUGGUCUCAGUGCAGGCCUUGCUUGGGCAACUUUUCUGGCUAUUGGAGUAAUCUCUGAACAGAUAAAAACCCGCCUUGAAGUCUCUCAAGAAGCUGCCAAUAUAAGAAAUGUUGAAAAGGAAGAGGAAGUGGUGUUGCCUAAUGGCAUCAGAUACUAUGAGUUAAGAGUUGGAGGUGGUGCAGCUCCAAGAACAGGAGACUUGGUGGUGAUUGAUUUGCAGGGGAAAGUUGAAGGAAGUGGGAAAGUAUUUGUGGACACAUUUAAUGGUGAAAAGAAGAAGCCAUUGGCUCUGGUGAUGGGUUCAAGGCCUUACAGUAAAGGUAUGUGUGAGGGAGUUGAACAUGUAAUGAGAACAAUGAAAGCAGGAGGGAAAAGGAGAGUUAUAAUUCCUCCCAGUUUAGGGUUUGGAGAUCAGGGUGCAGAUUUGGGUUCUGAUUUGCAAAUUCCUCCAUUUGCAACUCUUGACUACUUAGUUGAAGUUGAUAAAGUCUCCGUUGCCCCAGCUUGAGUUUGUUUAGUCACUUUUUCGCUCAUACUUUAUCUGUUUUUAUUUUGAGAGUCAUGAAUUUGUUGUACAAAGGGGACACAAAGUUGAUCAUAUAGUCAAGGCAACCCCAUGUGUUUGAUUGACGAAAAAAUUUUGAAUUGAUAAUGCCUCGGAUCUUCUCAGAA
Messenger RNA from Mangifera indica (mango), 982 nucleotides. RefSeq names its product peptidyl-prolyl cis-trans isomerase FKBP17-2, chloroplastic. The record is from RefSeq and is a predicted model, not a curated record. Gene Ontology annotation, molecular function: peptidyl-prolyl cis-trans isomerase activity. Gene Ontology annotation, cellular component: chloroplast. The coding region runs from base 57 to 818 and encodes 253 amino acids. NCBI's taxonomy places the organism in Eukaryota, Viridiplantae, Streptophyta, Magnoliopsida, Sapindales, Anacardiaceae. The transcript is spliced from 3 exons.